Heterobilharzia americana is the source of this 867-nucleotide messenger RNA. NCBI's taxonomy places the organism in Eukaryota, Metazoa, Platyhelminthes, Trematoda, Strigeidida, Schistosomatidae. The record is from the annotation of a GenBank genome assembly.
AUGACAACCGAGUCUAAUUCUAUACCUGAAGAUGACAUUUUUGUGGAUAAAGAAGAGUUGUUAAGAGAAGAAUACACAAAUUUAACAAAUGAAGCUGAAAUGAUUUCAAAAGAAAUAUCAGAUAUACAAAACGAAUUAUUGAACACUGAACACUUGAUAGAUGAGCAAGAAAUUAAAAAUAAUGAAUACAAUUCAUAUAUGGAUAAAAAGAAUGAGAAAAGAUUGACAAAUGCAAUAACAUUAGAUGAUUUUCAUAUAUAUACUUUAAGUGAAUUGAAAAGAGAAAGAGAAGAAAUGUUAUCAAUGUAUACAAAAAAGAAGUUUGAAUUACAAGAUAUUCUACUGCAAGAGAAAAAACUUCUGAAGAGUUUCAAAGAAGAACUAGCUUCAACAGUUGACAUUCAGUUAAUUCGUCAAAAACAAGAAGCUGAAAUUGAACGAUUAGAAAAAGAAAUUCGUACAACUCAUGCUUGUCAAUCUGAGCAACUGAAAAGAUUUAAAGAAAUGUCUAAAAUAAAACAAGAACAAUUAGACAGAGAGAUUAAAAGUAUUCUUGACAAUGUCACGGAAGAGGCUAAAAAGAUUUCAAAUAGGCUAAUAAUUGAACAUGUCAGUAAUAUAUGUAACGAAAAUGAAGAGUUAUACAAAGACAUCUUGAGUAAAAUCGAUGAAAUAAAAUUUUUGGAGAAAGAGAAAUCCGCUUUACAGAGACAAAAUGAAGAGAUUAAACGGAAACAAAUGUAUGCCAAGGACUUGGAAUAUAUUGAAAAGAAGCGUUGUGAAGAAGCUAACAAACCGGGUAUUAUCGUUCCAACCAGCCUCAAAGUGAAUGAAAAAAGAGAACUGUCAAUAAUUGAAGUAGAUUAA